AUGACAAGUUUCCUACAAAGAUUUUAUGAUAAUGUGACACGAAAAAAAACUUAUGAUACUGAUUCAUUGCAUACUUCGCAAUUAAAACGAUGUUUAACUGUAUUUGAUCUUACUAUUUUGGGUAUUGGAUCAACAUUAGGCACAGGAACAUAUAUUUUAACAGGUCAAGUGGCUCAUGAAACAGCAGGACCAUCAGUAAUACUUAGUUUUCUGAUUGCAGCUAUUGCAUCAAUUCUUGCUGGUGUCUGUUAUGCUGAAUUUGGUACCCGAGCACCGCGUGCAGGUAGUGCGUAUACAUAUACAUAUGUUAGUGUCGGCGAAAUUAUGGCAUUUAUUAUCGGCUGGAAUAUGAUUCUUGAAUAUGUAAUAGGCGCAGCUAGUACGGCACGAGCAUUAAGUGCUUAUUUUGAUUCGCUUAUUAAUUUUGCAAUGAAAGAUUAUUUUACUAAACAUUUUCCAUUACGUUCCGAAACUUUUGCACCAUAUGCUGAUUUAUUUGCAAUGACUUUAUGUCUUGUAAUAACCGUACUUUUAAUCGUCGGUAUUAAAGAAUCAGCUGUAUUGAAUAAUAUAUUUACAUUUGUCAAUCUAAUUGUUAUUGCACUUGUUGUCGUUGUUGGUGUGACAAAAAUUCAUGUAGAUAAUUGGAAAAUCUCACCAGAUGAAAUACAAAAUUUAACUAAUACUACAUAUAUUGUUGGUAAAGGUGGUUUUUUUCCAUUUGGUAUUGAAGGAACCUUAGCUGGCGCAGCAACAUGUUUUUAUGCUUUUGUUGGUUUUGAUCUUGUUGCUACAACAGGUGAAGAAAGUAAAAAUCCACAACGAGCGAUUCCAAUGUCAAUUUGUUUAACAUUAAUCGUAUGUUCAGUAAUUUAUUGUUCUGUAUCAAUUGUAAUAACAUUGAUGGUUCCAUAUUAUCUUUUAAAUCCUGAUGCCGUUUUUCCGGAAGCAUUUCGUUAUGUUGAAUUACCAGCAUUUAAAUAUAUAAUUGGCGCUGGUGCAUUGACUGGUAUAUUUGCUUCAUUACUUGGUUCACUUUUACCAUUACCACGUGUUUUAUAUGCUAUUGCUGCUGAUGGUUUAAUAUUUCGUUUUAUAUCUUGGAUACAUCCACGUUUACAAACACCAAUCAUUGCAACAAUUCUUGGUGGAAUUGCUGCAGCACUUAUGGCAUUAAUAUUUGAUUUAAAAAAAUUAGUUGAAAUGAUGUCAAUCGGAACAUUACUUGCUUAUUCGCUUGUAUCUAUUUCCGUCUUAUUUUUACGUUAUCAACCUGUUGAUGACCCACUUUUACGUUCAAUUACACCAGUUAGUGGACCUAUAUAUAAAGAAUUAUUUCGACCAUCGCAAACACAUCCAACUGUAUUAUCAGCAAGAAUAACAAAAUAUUUGAUUACGUUGUUAGUUCUUAAUGGUUUUAUUCUUUGUUCAAUACAAAUAUUUGGUUCACAUCGUCUUGCAGCUAAAGAAACAGGCAUGAUAAUAUUAUUUUGUAUUUUUAUUAUUGUGGAAAUUAUUCUUGUUGCUGCUAUUGCACGACAACCAAAAAGUGAAAAAUCAUCAUAUUUUGAGGUGAGUUAUAUACUUUUAGGUUUUCAAAGGGGAAAAAUUUAA
Molecule: messenger RNA, 1614 nt
Organism: Rotaria sp. Silwood2
Lineage: Eukaryota; Metazoa; Rotifera; Eurotatoria; Philodinida; Philodinidae
Source: the annotation of a GenBank genome assembly